AGGACCCUCCAUUUACGACAUCUCGCACGCAAAGUGAAGAAUGCUUUCCAUCUUCUUCUUCAUCUUUCUCUCGCACGCCUGCUCAGUAAAAUCUAAACUACCACAAAACAUAUUUAUCCUAGCUGGCCAAAGUAACAUGGCCGGACGAGGUGGUGUUAUUAACAACACUAAAACCAAUACCGUCAGCUGGGACGGCAUCGUCCCUUCUCAGUGCCAGCCUAACCCAUCAAUCCUCCGUCUCAAUGCCAAAUUCACCUGGGUUCAAGCCCAUGAACCACUUCAUGCCGACAUUGAUCUUGACAAAACCAAUGGAGUUGGACCAGGGAUGUCCUUUGCCAAUGCAAUUUUGACUAAACACCGCAGCUUUGGUGUGAUUGGUCUGGUCCCCUGUGCCAUUGGUGGAACUAAUAUUUCUGAGUGGAGAAAAGGGAGUUUUAAUUACGAGCAGAUGGUGAGGAGAACUCGGGUGGCUUUGCAGAGUGAUGGAGUUAUCAGAGCACUUCUUUGGUAUCAGGGAGAGGCUGAUACGAUCACUCUUGAAGAUGCAGAAUCGUAUAAAGGGAGAUUGGAGAAGUUCUUCACGGAUUUACGUUCCGAUCUGCAGGAUCCUAUGCUACCAAUAAUCCAGGUGGGUCUUGCAUCAGGACAAGGACCUUUCGUGGACAUAGUCAGAGAAGCUCAAUUAGGAAGUGAUCUCCUAAACGUGCAAUGCGUAGACGCCAAGGGACUACCGCUAGAGCCUGAUGGGCUUCACCUCACUACUCCUUCCCAGGUUCGACUUGGUGAGAUGUUGGCUGAUGCAUUCCUACGGUCUAUACCAAGCCCCAUUAAAGCCAAUGCUAUUAGUAACGCUUCAACAAUGUUCACUAAUUACGUUUCUUACUUUCUUUUAAUUCAAUUGCUCACUUCUCUAUCAAUCAUUUUAACAUAGCAUAGUAUUAUUGUGGUGGAAUUAAUUGUAUUAUUGUAUACGUACAUAAUUAUUCCCCUGUGCAAGUAAUAAAAAAA
Molecule: messenger RNA, 1008 nt
Organism: Pistacia vera
Lineage: Eukaryota; Viridiplantae; Streptophyta; Magnoliopsida; Sapindales; Anacardiaceae
Product: probable carbohydrate esterase At4g34215
Exons: 2
Coding region: 41-931 (296 amino acids)
Source: RefSeq, a predicted model, not a curated record